Messenger RNA from Knipowitschia caucasica, 498 nucleotides. The record is from the annotation of a GenBank genome assembly. NCBI's taxonomy places the organism in Eukaryota, Metazoa, Chordata, Actinopteri, Gobiiformes, Gobiidae.
AUGGUACCCGAGGUGUCUCCGUCGCACGUGUCUCUGUCGCACGUGUCUCUGUCGCACGUGUCUCCGUCGCACGUGUCUCUGUCGCACGUGUCUCUGUCGCACGUGUCUUUGUCUCUGUCUCACGUGUCUUUGUCUCACGUGUCUCCGUCGCACGUGUCUCCGUCGCACGUGUCUUUGUCUCACGUGGCUUUGUCUCACGCGUCUCCGUCGCACGUGUCUCCGUCGCACGUGUCUCCGUCGCACGUGUCUCUGUCUCACGUGUCUUUGUCUCACGUGUCUCCGUUGCACGUGUCUCGAUUGCACGUUUCUCUGUCACACGUGUCUCUUUCACACGUGUCUCCGUCGCACGUGUCUUUGUCUCUGUCGCACGUGUCUCUGUCGCACGUGUCUUUGUCUCCGUCGCACGUGUCUCUGUCGCACGUGUCUCUGUCGCUCUGUUUACUCUGUCGCUCUGUUUACUUUCUCUCCUCCUUUGGCGUUGAGCGAGCGCUACUGUAA